Messenger RNA from Helianthus annuus (common sunflower), 1661 nucleotides. RefSeq lists its product as uncharacterized. The record is from RefSeq and is a predicted model, not a curated record. The transcript is spliced from 8 exons. Lineage: Eukaryota; Viridiplantae; Streptophyta; Magnoliopsida; Asterales; Asteraceae. The coding region runs from base 138 to 1544 and encodes 468 amino acids.
GCGUCGCCACAACCGGAUUCCAAACCCAUAUUCCAUUCUGAUUUCCUACAAAACAUUUCGAUUCCGUCCAAUAAUACUCCUCUUCCUUUCUUUGCUACUCUCACUCUUUAUCCACACCCAAUUCGCUCACUGUACCCAUGAAUCAGGCUGAAGAAGAAUCUUUAUAUCAUUCUUUAGAGGAAGAAGCAAUCGACGUUGACUGCCUACUUGUAGAACCACGGUCUGACCAAGUUUCCGUAAGUGGUGUAUGGUGUUAUGAAGAAGAUAACCUCGGAAAAUGCAACAAAACCGAAAACGAUUCCUUUAAUUUAGGUGGCCGAGCUUCGAAUAUAAACAUGGAAGGUGUAGAUACGACAAAUCUAAAUGCACUUGACGUUUUGCCACAUGAAGUUGGCGUCGGAAAUUUUCUAACAACAAGCAACGUCUCGCCCUGUGAUGAUUAUCUUUUAGAUUUUGGAUUUGAUCAUGGUGCUUGUAUAGGCUAUGCUUCCAAUGAGAGGUUACAUGUCGGAAAUUCUCAGUUUCCGAUAAAGGGUAGUUUCGAGAUAAAGAAUUCAUUGAGCGAAAACAUUUCGGGAACCGAAUGCCAGAAUUACUUCCUUAGCAACUGCAUUUCCGGAACAUCAACUAACUCAUCCGAGCCGAAAAGUUUAGAUAGAUUCGACGAUUUUUCAAAAUCUUUCAUAAACCAAGAUAUGUUACCGCCUCAUUUUUCACAUAACGGGUUGGAUAUAGCCCCGUUUUGUAAAGACGGGCCCACAAGCACGGGCUCUGCUCAAGAUCAUGGUGAAGUUGGUGCAGUCGCACACAAAAGAUCACGUAAGCCUACACAACGAUACAUUGAUGAGUCAUCGAUUCUCAGUAUGAUAAACUCUAAGAAAAGAAGAGAAGCUUCUUCCGGGUGCAAAGGCAAACCGCCAGGUGUUCGACGUGUCAGAAGUAAAAAUGAGGUCAAAGUCAAACCCAAAAAUAAAAUGGCGUCUUCGGAUGUCUCUUUUGAUAAAGCUAUUCAAGUACCGUUUAUUUCUCAAGCACCAACCGAAUGCCGGAAAAGUGUUCCACCGGCUAAAAUUGAAAGCCGCAUUGAGAUAUAUUCGAGCGGAUCUGAAGACGAUUCUGAGGAGAUAAUGAGAAAUAUGACAAGUGGCAGUCAGAGGAAGCUUCAUAGACUUUGGACCGUUUCAGAAGUAAAGAAGUUGAUUGACGGUGUUGCUCAUUUCGGGGUCGGGAAAUGGACUCAUAUUAAGAAACUACUCUUUUCAUCAUCCAUUCAUCGAACGCCUGUAGAUUUGAAGGACAAAUGGCGAAAUCUUUUGAAAGCAAGCCGUGCACUAAAGGGGAGUAGGAUAGAGGAGGAUCACAAAAGAAGCCAGCCAUGGCGACCUUUACCAAAGUCGAUCUUGUGUCGAGUGAGAGAAUUGGCGUCCGUUUAUCCAUAUCCGCGUGAGAACAACAACUCAAAGAUUUCCAAAUCGAAAGUUGCGCUUGCACAUCAUGUUUCAUCUCCUGCGAGGAUCAAAAGUAAUAAGGUUCCUGUUUCUUAAUAAAUAAAGUUUGUGUAUAUAAAACAUAUCCCAUUGGAGGUGACCUUUAUUUGAACAUCUUGCUGAAGAAGUUCUAACUGAAUGAAAAUAUAUGAUGCAUACAAAUAACUGUUUUCA